This is a messenger RNA of Micropterus salmoides (largemouth bass), 3370 nucleotides long. RefSeq names its product StAR-related lipid transfer (START) domain containing 3 (gene stard3). The transcript has 15 exons. The record is from RefSeq and is a predicted model, not a curated record. The coding region runs from base 162 to 1511 and encodes 449 amino acids. Gene Ontology annotation, molecular function: cholesterol transfer activity; cholesterol binding. Gene Ontology annotation, cellular component: late endosome. NCBI's taxonomy places the organism in Eukaryota, Metazoa, Chordata, Actinopteri, Centrarchiformes, Centrarchidae.
CGUUGUGAUGUGGUCACGUGAUUUUCGGCGUGUUGGAGCCGAGGAGGUAGUGAUUCAUCUUGCCGCAAUAGUCUUUGACGAAUCAGCCCGGAAGACUUGGUUGGCGAUGAUGCUGCUGCUGCUGCGGUGAACCAAGGAGAGUUUCCUGUCUCACCGCAGGAAUGCCAGGAGGAGUGUACGGGGAGCUCGAGGCCAGUCUUCCAGCGAUUGCCUCCCUGAACGCUUCCUACUCCACGUCGCUGUCCCUCCCUUCUCCAUACCUGUUUGUACCACCUGCACAGCGCAGGGCCAUAUCUGACGUCCGCCGCACCUUCUGUCUCUUCGUGACAUUUGAUCUGCUCUUCAUCUCCCUGCUGUGGAUUAUUGAGCUGAACAUCGCCAGCACAAUCUGGAAGAGCUUAGAAAAUGAGGUCAUCCAUUAUAACUACAGGUCUUCCUUCUUUGACAUCUUCCUACUUGCCGUGUUUCGUUUCCUGUGUCUACAAGUGGGUUAUGCAGCUUUUCGGUUAAGGCAUUGGUGGGUUAUUGCAGUUACCACUCUAGUGACCAGCGUCUUCCUUGUUGUUAAGGUCAUCAUAUCUAAUCUACUGUCCCAGAAUGCCUUUGGCUAUGUGUUACCUAUCACUUCGUUUGUGGUGGCCUGGCUGGAGACCUGGUUCCUUGAUUUCAAGGUGCUCACUCAGGAGGCCGAUGACGAGAGAGCCUACCUAGCAGCGGUGAACGCAGCCUGCGAACGAGCGCCCAUGAUCUACCCCCGUGCUGUUUCAGACGGACAGUUCUACUCUCCACCUGAAUCAGUCGCAGGCUCUGAAGAGGAUCUGGACGAGGAGGGUCUUGGACGCAGAGCUGUCACUGCACAGGAGAAGGAGUAUGUCAGACAGGGUCGUGAAGCCAUGUCUGUGGUAGAACAGAUCCUAGCCCAGGAGGACAACUGGAAAUUUGAAAAAAACAAUGACAUGGGAGACUCUGUCUACACUCUGGAGAUUCCCUUCCAUGGAAAAACCUUCAUUCUCAAGGCCUUUAUGCAGUGCCCUGCUGAGCUUGUAUAUCAGGAGGUGAUUCUGCAACCAGAGAAGAUGGUCCAGUGGAACAGAACUAUUUCUGCCUGCCAGAUCCUUCAGAGGGUUGAUGACAACACUCUGGUGUCAUAUGAUGUCUCCUCUGGAGCAGCAGGGGGCGUAGUUUCUGCAAGGGACUUUGUUAAUGUUCGCCGGGUGGAACGCAAACGAGACUGCUACCUGUCUGCUGGCAUGGCAACUGAUCACGACGCCAAACCUCCAAGCGGGCGCUAUGUCAGGGGAGAGAACGGUCCGGGGGGAUUUGUGGUACUCAAAUCCAGCAGUAACCCUUCCGUCUGCACCUUUAUCUGGGUCCUAAACACAGACUUGAAGGGCCGACUGCCUCGCUACCUCAUCCACCAGAGUCUGGCGGCCACCAUGUUUGAAUUCAUGACCCAUUUACGUCAACGAAUCACUGAACUGCCUUCUCACCGUUCCCACCACCACACCUAAAACAGGAGAGAAGUCUACAGCCGUUCUCCACUUUUGUAGCAGUGUGCUACUGUAAGACUGCCCUUCUAAGCAUAGGAGAUGUGAGACGUGUGACCAUACAUUCGCCACAUUUUAGUCACAGGAGAACUGGAGUAAUUCGGUUAUCAAAGACAAUGUCCCUCCUCAUCUAUAAACUUCAACAUGUUUUUUAAGAGUGAUCACAUACAUAUUUUCAUGUGGACCUGUAAGUGUUUUGCUGCUUCUCUCACUGUGCAAUGAGAUCUGUGUUUCCUGAACUUGCCAAGUCAUCUUGUGGCAGGGGGACAUUACUACAAGAAAGCCUGGAUGAGGGUGUACAUGAUUCUCUGUGUGGGCACUUGUCUUGCUUGUUACAAAAGAACUGGUGCGAUGCCAUGAAGCAGCUGUCUCUCUGAGCCUUAUCUGACUGCACACAUUGUUAGCCUUUGACUUGCUGCUUUUGUGUGUAUGUUUUCACUGCAUCUUAAAUAUUCUUCUCUGGUGCACCCUCCCUAAAAAAAAAUAAAAAAUAAAAAAUACACACUUCACAGCCAUAUUUUAAACAAACACUUAAUUUGAAUGGGUAAAAGCUGUUUUAUUGUCUUUUACUUACACUGUGUUAGAUGGAGAAAGACGUCACAUGUAGUCUAACCACCACUAGAGGGAGAUACCACUGAUCCACACACACAAAUCCUCUUGGUUUGAUAUUGCCCCCUAUCCCAAGGUGCAAAAAUCUAUCAGCAAACAUUUAUUCAACAUUUGCUGAAGGUUUUUAAUACUGCUGUAGUGUUGUACUUUGGGAUCGGCCUGGACUUCAUCAUCUGUGUAGCAAAUGCAUUAUCAAAGUCAUGGAGAUAAUGUUCAUAAUUUAGGUUGCAGUAUCCUUACUAAAGCUAUCUUUUGUGCCAAUAACCUGAAGUGGCCUUGUGGUAGAAUAGCUGAAUUCAUUAUUUGUCAUCAAACGUUAUUACUGUACUCAUGAGUUCCAUUGUCUUUAGUGCUGGCCUCCCUUCAGGUCCUGAGAUAUGGCACUGAGUGAGGUUUUCCUAUGUUUUCUUACAUCAUGCAUUAUGUUGUUUUUGAUGAUUUAGAAAUAUUGCUUCCAGCUUGUCAAGUUAGUCUUUCAAAAUCUGCACUUCAGUGUUAUGAUGUACCUCAGAAAAUCACAAUUUGUCAUUGUAAUGGUAACAGGCAAAAGGCUGAGGUCUGGCUAUUGGUGCAAAUGGCUGCAGAGUUGAACCAAAGAGAGUCAUCUGUUCCGUGUGUUUUUCACGAGAUAUUAGGCGCGAAACAACUUUGCUGAAUUGUUCACACAUUGAAGGAGCACGUUUAUGGGCGUAACUGUGAUGAUGUGACUGUGGUAAUUUACCGCAUCACACUCACAACAUGGUCACACGGCCUUGAGGCAUUUUCCUUUGUAAGCCCAGGUAUUGGUGGAUGAUGCAAUCACAGUCUGAAAUUAUUCCUUCUUCUGACAUCAAAAACAAUUGGUUAUUGAGAUUUAACUGAAUCAUUUGUCAGGACUGAUUUUAGCUACAUACUGUACAGAGGGGAUGUCAUGAAAGUAAUUGGUGAGAUCAGUAAUUUGGUGCCUUUUAUCACAGUAACAUUACAUGUCAGCCUUUUCUUUGCAUUUAUUUAAUGCCGGUAAAUCAAUGUUUAAUACCUUCAGCAAAAGUAUUCUGAAUGCAAAUGAAGCCUGCUAAGAGUACUUCAGUUUCUGUUUUCUUUAAUAAUAGUUUUUGAUAUUUUUCAAUAGAUCAUUCAUCAAACAUGUUAAUUUAAAGCCAUUACAGGAAUACUGACCAACAGUUUUUGAGUCUUAACCAGUGUCUUAUAUCUAAUAAAAUAUAUGAACUCAU